Messenger RNA from Tricharina praecox, 1558 nucleotides. Its product is annotated as kinase-like domain-containing protein. Gene Ontology annotation, biological process: intracellular signal transduction; protein phosphorylation. The transcript has 2 exons. Bases 172 to 1431 code for a protein of 419 amino acids. The record is from RefSeq and is a predicted model, not a curated record. NCBI's taxonomy places the organism in Eukaryota, Fungi, Ascomycota, Pezizomycetes, Pezizales, Pyronemataceae. Gene Ontology annotation, molecular function: ATP binding; protein serine/threonine kinase activity.
CUCCCAUAGACCGAUCACCCACUCGAUAACCCAUUCAACCUCGCACAACUUCACCAUUCAUUUGAGAACCGGACCUCCAUCCUCGACCGCUCGAUACCCACCCACCCUCCUCCUCCUCGACCGCUACCUCACAACACGCACUCACAACUACUCGACCAACAGACGCCCAUCAUGAGUUCUUCGUCUUCUUCCUCCAGCGUUUCCUCGACAAGCCCCGAGGACAGAAUAGGCCAGCUGCUCGCCGGCCGCCUGGAGCUGACUGGUGUCCUUGGAAUUGGAGCUUACGGAGUUGUUUACAAUGCUGUCGACAUCUUCACCUGCACACCCUAUGCCGUCAAGGCUUUGACUAAGAACGGACUGGACGCACGACAGAAGCGCUUCCAGCAGAGGGAGAUCGCCCUCCACCUCAAGGCCAGCGCUCACCCUAAUGUGGUCUCGUUGAUGAAGAUCGUCGAGACCUCGGAUUGCACAUUCGUCAUCAUGGAAUACUGCCCGGAAGGUGACCUCUUCACCAACAUCACCGAGCGAGGCCACUACGUCGGAAACGACGAAUUGGCCCGACGGAUUUUCCUCCAGCUUCUGGAUGCCGUCGAGUACUGCCAUUCACUAGGCAUCUACCACCGGGAUCUCAAGCCGGAGAACGUGUUGGUUUGCAACCGUGGAAUGGAAGUCAAGCUCGCCGAUUUCGGAUUGGCCACCACUGACAGCUACACCAAUGAUUUCGGCUGCGGUUCCACAUUCUACAUGUCUCCUGAAUGCCAGCAAUCCUCUUCCCGAACAGCGAAUUGUUACGCUUCCGCACCCAACGAUGUUUGGUCCCUCGGUGUCAUCCUGGUCAACCUCACCUGUGGCCGGAAUCCUUGGAAGCGAGCCUCCCAAUCCGACAGCACCUACCGUGCCUACCUUAAGGAUCGCCAGUUCCUGCGAUCAAUCCUUCCCCUGUCUCCCGGCCUGAACGUCAUCCUCCAGAAGGUCUUCGAGCCGAACCCUAUGAAGAGAAUCUCCAUUCCCGAGCUGCGAGCCCGUAUCAUGGCCUGCCCUAGAUUCACCAACACUCCCGGAGCAAUGGACAGCCCGCCGCUCUCGGAGGCAUCCCUCUCGAACCUUCAGGAGAUGCCCGAGUUCAACCUCACUGGUCCCAAGUACACCGAAGCCCCGGUCACUCCUCAGGAGUCUUCCCAGGCUCACGGCCAGCCGGUUCUCCACCCGUACGCGUACAACAAAUCUGCCGUGUCACAGUCUUCGAACGUAUCAUCGCCUUCAUCUUCCUACUAUCCCGAUGCCGAGACCAGCCCAGCCGUCCUGCCAUCAUCUCUGGAUUUCGUUCCCUCAGCUCGUAGCUUCUGGCAACAAUUCCCAUUGUUCCGACGAGAGGAGGUCCAGAACAUGAACGCUCAGUUGGCCCAACACAAUGGCGUGCAGGUCUUCUAAGCGAUAUAUCCGAUACCCAAACACGGAGUUUUCUUAUUAAUUUUCUUAAUGCUAAUUGGAGUUUGAGCUCUAUUUCUUUUCUUGGGGUCUUUUUGUUUACCUGCCUUUUUGUCGUUUUGGAGCGUUG